AAGAUGCAACGGCGGUGACGUAUUCCCGACUACUUGUGCUUCCACAUAAACAGUAGGAGAUGAUUCAUAACUGCAUCGAUACAUUAUAAGAAAAUUUGUUAUUUAAAGUGUUUGUAUCGUGUACCGACAAAUUAUGAAAGUAUGUAUAAUUAAGGAAAAGUAACAGUGUUAUAGAAUGCGGCCAUCAUUGUUAUCUUGCUAACCUAUGAUCAUUUAUCGCAUGUAUGCACGUAAAUUAUACGAGUAGUGUUAUGCUUCAAGUUUAAGUAUAGAAGAAUUAAUAUCUUCUAGAUAUAGAACGUGUGAAAUAUUUGUGAAUUAGAAGAACGUAAUAAUAUUGCGUUUAGAUAUCACAACAGAUAUAACCUAACAUUUUGACGAAAAUAUGAGAUUACUUAAAGUAAGACUCUCGUAGAAAACAAUUAAUAUAAUUCACAUAGGGUGUCUGUUAAAAUAAUGUAUUGCAUUCUCUUUAAUGGAUAAAUAUUUUAUUCGACGUAAGAGAAUUGUAAAUGGAAAAGAAAAUGUGCGAAAAAUAUACCAUCGGUUACUGGAUAUCCGAGAAAAAACGGCAAAAGUUCAAUUGGAAUCAUUUUUACAAUCUCUGUGAAGCUGAAGGAUUUCAAUUAAAAAUGAUGGACAUAGAUUCUGAUCUUGAAUCUCAGGGACCAUUCCAUGUUUUUAUACAUAAAUUAACACCGAAACUAGCGCUUGCAGAACGUGGUGAUCAAAAUGCCAAAGCAAUUAUUUCAAAAAUCGAAGAGUACUUCUGUCGACACCCCAAAAUAAUAGUUAUUGAUCCUUUGGAAAAUAUUAAGAUUUUAAUAAAUCGUUAUAAAUACUAUGAGCUCAUACGAGAACACAUACAAUUUAAUGAUGUAUUUACUCCAAAAUUCGUAGAAAUUAAAACGAAAGAUACUGUUGAAAAUAUAUCACUGUUAAAAAAGGCAAAUAUUAAGUUUCCAAUAAUCUGCAAACCACUUAUUGCUCUUGGUUCUAGCGAUGCACAUAAGAUGAUGGUAAUUUUCAAUGAAGAGGAAUUGAACAACUGUCAACCACCUUGUGUAGCACAAGAAUUUAUUAAUCACAACGCAAUUGUUUACAAAAUAUACAUAGUCCGUGAACAUUUUUAUGUAGACGAGAGACCCAGUUUUAAGAAUUUCUAUGAAGAAGACUGUACUUCGUUAAAUACCAUAUUUUUUAAUUCGCUUAAUAUAUUUAAGAGUGGUUCAACAUCCAAAUGGUCAAUCUUAUCAGAAGAGAACAUUCCAUUAACGCUAAAACCAAAACAGGAAGUAUUAGAGAAGAUUGUAAACGAAGUUAGCAAACUUUUUGGACUUAUUUUGCUUGGUGUUGACGUUGUGAUUGAAAAUCACACUGGACGAUAUGCAAUUAUAGAUGUAAACGUAUUUCCUGGAUACGUAGGCUAUCCAAACUUUUUUGAGCAGUUAAUAGGAUGCGUUAGACAGUUGUUAGUCGAACAACAAACAGAUACACAACAACAUUCUAAAAGCUAUUCGUUGAAAAAGUGUUUAAGUGAUGACCUCGAUUCUGGUUUUGAAAGCGAUGAAAAAAAGAAAUGUUCUACAAAGACAACUAAAUAAAACGUGAGAAACAGUAACUAAUUUAAGAAAACAGAUGACUAUGAAAUUGAUAUCCCAGUUUACUAUAUUCUAUCAAGUACAAAAAAGUAUUGUUUGAGAAAAUAAUACACUCUCUUUUUACAAUAAAACAUCAUCUACUCAUAUAUUCAAGGACAGCUGUUUCGGUUGUUGUAUCAGAUCUCCUUUUUGCAAUAAAAAAAAUUAUUUCUUUUGUA
Megalopta genalis is the source of this 1819-nucleotide messenger RNA. RefSeq names its product inositol-tetrakisphosphate 1-kinase. NCBI's taxonomy places the organism in Eukaryota, Metazoa, Arthropoda, Insecta, Hymenoptera, Halictidae. Gene Ontology annotation, cellular component: cytoplasm. The record is from RefSeq and is a predicted model, not a curated record. Gene Ontology annotation, biological process: inositol trisphosphate metabolic process. Gene Ontology annotation, molecular function: magnesium ion binding; inositol-1,3,4-trisphosphate 6-kinase activity; inositol-3,4,5,6-tetrakisphosphate 1-kinase activity.